Molecule: messenger RNA, 910 nt
Organism: Cydia amplana
Lineage: Eukaryota; Metazoa; Arthropoda; Insecta; Lepidoptera; Tortricidae
Product: ommochrome-binding protein-like
Exons: 2
Coding region: 41-868 (275 amino acids)
Molecular function (GO): protein binding
Source: RefSeq, a predicted model, not a curated record
UACACUGUGAACUGAACGGCAAUAGGGAACGGACAACAAGAUGAAACUUAUAAUAACAUUGGCGUUGUUAGCUGUAAUUCACGCUCAUAUUAUUAAGCCAGCAUGUGACCUGAUCUCCAUUCAAGACAUCAUCUAUCAGAAGGAGGUGCUGAAAGAAAACGUAAACGACCCGUACCAGAUGGCCAUCGACUAUAACACAAAUACGCUCUUCUUCAGUCAUUCAAGAACUAAUCCAAAAAACAACGAAGAUGUAUUUGAGUCUGCAUAUUUGAAACUGGCGACUAACGAAUAUAACAUCAUCCCUGGCAUUAUAGGCGGAUUUGCCGCUGCUGUUGACAACAACAAGCACAAAGUAUAUCUCGGUGGAAGAAACGGCAUCUACGAGUACGAUUACGAAUCAAAAAAAGCAAUUAAUGUCAACCCCAAUGGAUACAGCGUUUGGCAAUUAUUUUUCAAGGACAAACUUUACUACACCGCCUAUCCACAAGAAAGAGUGUACACUUUUGAAGGUGGCAAAUCGCUAAUAGUGCCUGACCUGAAGCGAACUAUGGUACAGCUAGUAGCUCUCGAUAAUAACUACAAUAUGUAUUUCUCCAAUUCUUCUGGUCUAUUUUGCUUAACUAAAUCUGAUAAGAAAAUUGAUGCAUUGGGUGAAUAUACCAUUAAUAGUUUCACGGCAGACACAAAUGGUAAUAUACACUUCUCGACGCCUUCUGGUUUAUACAAAAUAGAUAAUAACCAGAAGGUUAAUAAACUAGUAGAUCUUGACGACGUUUUCGGAUUGGUUGUCGAUGGAAAAAAUAACUUCAUUUACGGGACCGGAGAUAAAAUUAUUAAAUUAUCACCGACCCAAAAUAAAUGUUUGUAGAAUAGCAAUAAUGAGUAAUAUAUAUAUUACCAUUUUAUUACG